Aspergillus chevalieri is the source of this 2208-nucleotide messenger RNA. RefSeq names its product terpene cyclase/mutase family protein (gene ERG7). The record is from RefSeq and is a predicted model, not a curated record. Gene Ontology annotation, cellular component: lipid droplet. Gene Ontology annotation, molecular function: lanosterol synthase activity. Lineage: Eukaryota; Fungi; Ascomycota; Eurotiomycetes; Eurotiales; Aspergillaceae. The transcript has 4 exons. The coding region runs from base 1 to 2208 and encodes 735 amino acids. Gene Ontology annotation, biological process: triterpenoid biosynthetic process; ergosterol biosynthetic process.
AUGGCGGCCGAUCAUAUCGGACCGUGGAGGACGGAUGCUCAAGGCCAUUUGACGCCCGACGAGAACGGAGACCUCAAAACAGACUACUCGAGAUGGCGAUUGCUUGAUGAUCGUGGCCGCCAGACAUGGCAUUAUCUGGAAAACGAUGAAGAAAAUGAGAAAUGGCCUCAGUCCGUGGCGGACAAGUACUUCCUUGGUCUUCCCACGGGAGUUCCGGAUCUGCCAACCGCAAAGACUCCUUUGCAAGCAGCAGAGAAUGGCUUGCAGUUCUUCUCUAAUCUGCAGCUGGACCCCGGUAACUGGGCUUGCGAAUACGGCGGUCCAAUGUUUCUGUUGCCAGGUAUUAUCAUUACUUACUAUGUUACAAACACUCCAAUUCCUCCGGAGUACGCGACGGAGAUUAGGCGCUAUCUCUUUGCUCGCCAGAACCCGGACGAUGGAGGCUGGGGUCUGCACAUUGAAGGCCACAGCUCGGUUUUCGGUACCAGCAUGAACUAUGUCACCCUCCGUCUGGUCGGUGCUCAUGAGGAUGAUCCUCGCAUGAUCAAGGCACGUGGUCUACUGCACAAGUUUGGUGGUGCUCUUUAUGGUCCUCACUGGGCCAAAUUCUGGCUUAGUGUUCUUGGCGUUAUGGACUGGGACUGUGUCAACCCAGUUCCCCCUGAGAUUUGGCUACUUCCUGACUGGGUUCCAUUUGCCCCUUGGCGUUGGUGGAUCCAUAUCCGCCAGGUUUUCUUGCCAAUGGGUUAUCUAUGGUCUAAGAAAUUCUCUCACCCUGUCACUCCGCUGACCAAACAGCUCCGAGAAGAGCUGUACACCCAGCCUUAUGACUCUAUUGACUUCGCAGCUCACCGUAACUCGAUUCAUGAGGCUGAUAACUACUACCCGAAAACUUGGUUGCUGAACACACUCAACCAGAUUUUGGUUAAAAUCUGGAAUCCCUACCUCCGACACCCAGCAAUUGUUAAGCGCGCUGAGGAAUGGUCGUGGGAGUUGAUUCGGAUGGAAGAUGAGAACACCGAUUACUCAGGUCUGGCCCCCGUGAGCAACCCGAUGAACAUGGUCGCGUGCUACCUUCAUGACGGGCCGGACAGUUAUUCUGUCCGCCGCCACAGAGAGCGGCUGCAUGAUUACAUGUGGGUGAAGAACGAGGGAAUGCUGGCCAAUGGAACCAAUGGUGUCCAGGUCUGGGAUACGGCUUUCAUCACGCAGUGCAUCGUUGUCGCCGGCUUCGCAGACGACCCCAAGUGGCGGCCCAUGCUCACCAAAGCUCUGGAGUUUCUCGAAGAUCACCAGAUGCGGGAGAAUGUACCGGACCAAGAAAAAUGCUACCGGCAACACCGGAAAGGCGCAUGGCCCUUUAGCACCAAGACUCAGGGCUACACAGUCAGCGAUUGCACGGCCGAGGGCCUGCGGUCUACAAUCCAACUACAAGAGAUGCACGGUUACCCGAAGUUGAUCUCUGUCGAUCGACUCAAGGACAGUGUUGACUGCCUGUUGCUGAUGCAGAACCCGUCUGGUGGCUUUACCGAAUACGAAACCACGCGUGGCUCCACUAAGCUCGAGUGGCUUAAUGCUGCUGAGGUUUUCGGAGGAAUCAUGAUCGGAUACGACUAUCCCGAAUGUACUACCGCCUCUGUUACCGCGCUUUCGCUGUUUAGCAAGUACUAUCCCGACUAUCGAGCCGAUGAGAUCAGAGCCGCGAAGCAGAAGGCAGUUCGGUAUAUCAAGCGCGUGCAAAGAGCAGAUGGAAGCUGGUACGGGUCUUGGGGUAUUUGCUUCACUUACGCCGCUAUGUUUGCUCUGGAAAGUCUUGCCAGUAUCGGCGAAACAUACGAAAACAGCGACUUCUCUCGUCGCGGCUGUGAAUUCCUUCUCUCCAAGCAGAUGGAGGAUGGAGGAUGGGGCGAGUCCUACCUCAGCUCUGAGAGGCACGUUUACACCCACCACGAGAACUCUCAGGUUGUCCAAACGGCCUGGGCAUGCCUUGCUCUUAUGGAGGCGGACUACCCGGACAAAAAGCCGCUGCGUAAGGCCAUGAAGCUGCUGAUGUCGCGGCAGCAGUCGAGUGGAGAGUGGUUACAAGAAGCUGUUGAGGGCGUCUUUAACCAGUCGUGCAUGAUUUCCUACCCUAACUACAAGCUCUACUGGCCUAUUCGGGCUUUGGGUCUCUACAGCCGGAAGUUUGGCAACGAGGAAUUGAUUUAA